AGAAUUUGAUUGUGAUAUAAUUUCGAAGACCCGUCAGGAUUGAUGUGACGAAAAUGUUGACAUUAGUCUGCUAGCGGCAUAUUGAGAGGGAGUGAAAAACAGAGACAAAAAUGAGAGGAAGUAUUCGGUUACGGUGUUCGACGGUAGAUUCGCAACUUGUUAUACCUCAAAACAAUCUGUUUUCUUCGUGCAUUUUGAAAUGGCUUGAAUUUGUAGUGUUGUAGUUAAAAAAACCGUCUUAGUGAUAGAUCCAAAUAGUUUUUUUUAUAACUCAGAUUUUUUUUCAUAACAAUCAGUAGUAGUCCAAUAAUAACAAUUUGGAGUUUAAGGUUGUUAGCUUUAUCCGCUAGCAUGUACCGAUUGUGCAUCGAUAGACCGGAUGGGUAUUUAUAUCUUAUCUGUGGCUGUUUCCGAGACCAAUUCGAAGAAAUGUUUAUCAAUCAACUGAUUAAUGUGAUAUAUUAUCUUCACUCGGCUAUAGUACUAGCUAGCUGCUGUCAGAAAGUUACCCAAAGCGGUCUUUUACCUCGUCGUCACAACUGUUGCCGUUGUGCAAUAAAGAAUUGCAAUGGCUACAUUGGUUUUGACAACGGUAGCGGCUUCCACAGUUCCAGGGUUGAUGGAAAUCGCAGUUACUUCAGCCGUUGUUCUGGCGGCUGCGCCCGUUUUUAAAAAAGCUGCUCCAGUAGUUAAUGAGGCGUUUGCUGACUUAGUUGAAGAAGCUACAGAAUUAGUUGUUAAAACAGCUAAAAAAACUGGCGAAAUUGUGGUUAAAGCAGCAGAAGUAACUGCUGAAGUUGUGGAAAAAACAGCAGAAAUAACUGCCGACAUUGUUAUGGAGAUUACUACUCCCAACAUCAUAAGGCAGCUAAAGAAAGAUAAUAAUUCAAACACUAGAGCUAACGAAAAUAGUACAAACCAUAAGGAAAACAAUGGAAAUAAACAGUCUCAACAAAAUACAAAAACCAACACACAAACGCAAUCAAAACAAACUGGAACUGCAAGAAACGCUGGCGAUAAUGGAGAUGAUCCCAGACGACGAAGAAACUCGAAAACUACGCGCAACUGUCAGGAUGAAACAUCGGAUGAAACGGAACCACACACUGGUGCUUCUCACUUGCACUCACGAACAGCGGUACAUACCGUACGAUUUGCUGGAGAAAUCAGGCGAGCUGCCGACAGGUCUGGCCACCAAGUUACAGAGCUUAUUGAAGACGGGGCCAGCACAAUCAGGGAUGGGUAUAUACGGCCACCGACACCUGAUAGCCAACUGCAAAGAGCUCACGUGCUACGGUUUAGGGAUAAUUUUGAGAUGUUACGCGAACAUUAUCCCGAGUUGUAUAGAAUAUUGUGCAGACAUGCAGGGCACACGCAAAGAAUUCCGAGGGUGUUCAACGUGUUUCACAGGAUUGGUGGAAGAAUUGAUAAACUGCAGUAUGGAUGGAUUUUGAAAUUGUCUGAAGUAGAUUUUUCGGCUGGUCCCACAGCUGCGAAUCUAUCAAUGUUUGAAGCAUAUAGACAAGAAGUGUUAGAUUUGUAUGACAGUGAGAUAAGAUUAAGAUACUAUAGCGAACAGGACAUGGCAGAAAUAAGAAGGGCAAAAGAAAUGAUGGAAAACACAACGAGUGAAGAAUUGUUGGAAAAUGCUCUGGAAGGAUUCAAUCUGGAACAUGACUACAACAAUCCCAGAAUAAGAUUGUAGUAGUAUACAUUUCGUAACUCUUUACAAACGAUAUUGAACAAAUGCAAAUAUUUAAACCUAAAAAGAAUUUAAAAUAGGACAAACGCAAAUGCUUCGAAGAAAGAGUUUAAAUAGCUUAACAACAAUGAAAAGUAAGUGAGCCAUUCUUGUUGAUCAUCUGCAUUUAAACAGAUGGAUGGAACACUUACGAUAAAUUUCGACUAGGGUUAAUCUGAGUUUCAUAUUCACUAUUUGAAAUAUCUUUGUUGCAAAGUCCAACAUACUUGGGGUGUUUAUACUUUAUGAAAUAAAUCUAAACAAGGUGGAGGUACACACAAAAAAUGAAAACAAUACCUAUUCAUUUGAAUCAGCGCAAAAUAUAACCACGUAAAUUAAAAUGUUAACAAAUACUAUAAAUAUA
Molecule: messenger RNA, 2102 nt
Organism: Anopheles coluzzii
Lineage: Eukaryota; Metazoa; Arthropoda; Insecta; Diptera; Culicidae
Exons: 3
Coding region: 569-1702 (377 amino acids)
Source: RefSeq, a predicted model, not a curated record